Molecule: messenger RNA, 1089 nt
Organism: Angiostrongylus costaricensis
Lineage: Eukaryota; Metazoa; Nematoda; Chromadorea; Rhabditida; Metastrongylidae
Source: the annotation of a GenBank genome assembly
AUGGACUUCACGUCGUCGGAUGUGACCGAUCGGUCGAAGCCGUUCGAUUUCGAUGUCACUCACAGAGACCUCAUCCACCAAGUUCUUUCUAUUUGGUUAUUGUUCUCGGUUGCUUUUGAUCAUCACGGUCGACGUCUAGCCACCUGCUCCAGCGACAUGACUUUGUCAGUAUGGGAUCGAUGUCCUGACGGUUCAUGGAAAAAAGCUGCAAGUUGGAAGGUUCACGGUGGUGCCGUCUGGAGAGUCGUAUGGGCUCAUCCUGAAUUUGGCCAGUUGCUUGCCACUUGUUCGUAUGAUCGUAGCGUUCAUAUUUGGGAAGAGAUAAGAAAUUACCCUGAAAAAGCUGUAAAGCUCUGGGCAUAUCUGACGGAUAGUCGGUCAAAUGUGACGGACAUAGGGUUUGCACCGCGUCAUCUCGGUCUUAUUUUGGUUAUGUCAGCACAAGGCAUUGUUCGUAUUUAUGAGGCUGCUGAUGUCAUGGACCUUUCUAGGUGGUCUCUAUGUCACGAGCUUCAGGCGUUCUACACAAGAUGUGGAUGCGUGGAAUGGAGUCGAUCUCGUAUACAUCGACCUCUCUUGGCAGUUUCUUCAGAUGACAAACGUGCUGAGAACGACGAAAGAAUCGUGAUUUACGAGUAUAGUGAAACCUUAAGAAAAUGGCAACGAGUUGCUUCGCUACGCCUUGAUCUUGCCUUUCCAGUAACAGAUCUUCGGUUCUCUCCUAUCGCACUCGCCAACUCUCAUCAACUAGCGGUUGCCGCUGGAGAUGUACACGUGUAUAAUAUCAAGCUCUGUUUCAUUUUACAAAAUGACUUUUCUGGGCAAGACAUUUUGCAGGUUGCUGUUCUCGGUGAUCAACAACGUGCUUGGCGUAUCAAGUACAACGUUACGGGUACAGUACUAACGGCAUCGAGUACUGACGGAACAAUCCGAGUUUGGAAAGCGAUGUUCGUAAAUCAAUGGGCACUGUUAGCCGAAAUGUCAUCAGAAGACUAUAUUGAAGAACGAGAACUACUGAAAAUGAAGGGUGUGCUAUGUGAAACAGGUCGAGGUGACGGAGAAGCUUUUCACAGGAAGACCUACUACUGA